This is a messenger RNA of Sinocyclocheilus grahami, 1177 nucleotides long. RefSeq names its product ankyrin repeat and SOCS box protein 2-like. Gene Ontology annotation, molecular function: protein binding. Gene Ontology annotation, biological process: intracellular signal transduction. The coding region runs from base 1 to 948 and encodes 315 amino acids. The record is from RefSeq and is a predicted model, not a curated record. NCBI's taxonomy places the organism in Eukaryota, Metazoa, Chordata, Actinopteri, Cypriniformes, Cyprinidae. The transcript has 4 exons.
AUGACACGAUUCUCUUACGCAGAAUAUAUCGCAUUAUUUCGAUCAAGCGACACAAAACGAAACUCGCCUACACUCCCAUCAUCAUCAUCAUCAUCAUCAUCUGGAGGAGCUGCGAACCGAGACGAGACAGACCCGUCACAGAUAGUUUCCUCACUGCUCCCGGUCAGCAGCCGGGCGAGGGUCCGGCGGAGUGGUGUCUCUCCGCUUCAUCUGGCGGCGGAGCACGACCGGCGGGCUGUUCUGAGUCUGCUGAUCGAGUCAGGAUUCGAUGUCAACAGCAAACUCUCUCCGGAGCGCUCCGCUGGGUUCCAGGACCGGCGUGUUUCUGCUCUGUACUGCGCCGUCGCUGCCAGGAACACAGGGGCCGCCGCCGCUCUGCUGAGGGCCGGAGCCGACCCCAACACUGACCCCUGCAGCCCGCUGCUGCUAGCGGUGCGUCACGGCUGUCUGGAGACCGUGGCCCUGCUGCUGGAGCACGGAGCCCAUGUGAACACAGGCUUCCCAGCGCUGCUGCUGCACACUCAUCAGCUGGACCUCCUGCAGUAUCUGCUGGACCGCGGCUGUGACGCUCGGCCCUGCUUUACCUGCGACACACAUCACAGCGACCUCAGAACUCACACGCGCCAGAGACACACCAGCGACACUGACGCACAGUUAAAGUUCUGUGACUGGAUCUCGUCCUCCUGCUGGAGACGCUCAGCCGGGCGGAUCGUUGAUCUGCUGCUGGACUAUGUAGGAAACGUUCAGCUCUGCAGCAGGGUCAGAGAUCUCCUUCUGGACCAACCGGAGUGGACGAGCAUUAAGGAGAAAACAUCGUCUCCUCGAGGCCUGACGCAUCUCUGUGGGCUGAGGAUCCGAGAGCAGCUGGGGCCGCAGAGACUGAGAUGUGUGGAGUCACUGCCGCUGCCGGGCCCCAUGCUGCGCUUCCUGAGCUCCAGGGGCCUUUAGCACAACACUGACCGCACCAGAUUACACUCCUGUGCACUGUGUAUUUAUAUCACUUUGAAUUCAUCGUGACGUGCUUGACACACAGUUUAAUGUAAAUGAUCUGAAAAUACCGAUAUGAUGGUGGUGUUCACAGAAUAAACCUGCUCUCAGGCUUCGAGUGUCUGAGCUCUUGAAAAGCUGUCAUUCCUUUCAUUAACAGACAGUGCAAAAUAGUGAAUUAUUACCAGAU